Populus nigra (black poplar) is the source of this 578-nucleotide messenger RNA. RefSeq lists its product as uncharacterized. NCBI's taxonomy places the organism in Eukaryota, Viridiplantae, Streptophyta, Magnoliopsida, Malpighiales, Salicaceae. The coding region runs from base 121 to 426 and encodes 101 amino acids. The record is from RefSeq and is a predicted model, not a curated record. The transcript has a single exon.
UUAAUUUAAGACGACCUUGACCAGAAAUCUCCCACCAGCAAUUAUUACACAAGCUGAUUAAGAUCUCCAAUUCUAAGAGAGACAGGGGGGAACUUAAGAUUAGAAGGCGAGAUCAAAGCAAUGGGCAAUUGGUUUUCCAGAAAGUAUCUGGCGGUGCAUCCAAUGGACCAAGAUGGCGAAGAUAUCGUUAAAAGCAGCCUCAUUACUCCAUCAUCAAGCAGCUUAAGAAUCAAGGUUCGUAUGACUACAACGCAACUAGAAGAGUUGAUGGCGCUGGCGGAAUUGAGCGAAGGAAGUUCGGAUCUUGGUCGCGUGAUCCUGCAAGAAUGCUUAGAUGGCAGGUUUCGUGCUCGUGUUGUCGUUGGUGAUGAAGGUUUGCUGUCAUCGGAAUAUGCAAGGAAUCUAUAUACCAUCAAGGAAGAGUAAAAUGGGCUUGUAAGUUACCAAAAUAAGAUGGAUAUAACUAUUGCUGGUAGAGUGUUUGUUAGUUUGACUAUGUCGUGUGUAGCAUGUAAUCUGGGUUUUUGUUUAUAUAAAUAUACUUAUUUUAUUAAUGAAUUUAAUAUUUAAUUAAUAAA